AUUGUGUAUUUAACUGUUUUCAGAUUAAAGAUGGCGGUUUGUCCUGCCUAAUAAUGAGCUGAGUGUAAAGAUGGGACAAUGUCUCUGUAAGGAUUCACAAGAUGAGGAUAAUCUGUACCUAAGGAAUGUCGACGAGGUUUGUAAUACUCCAGAAUAUAUUGGAGAUCACUGUACUGAAGAAUAUUACGAAGCUUUAACACAAAAGCAGGUUGAUGACCUUGUCCUGGAGACUCUGGUAGUAAUUAGAACCAAGGUUGAGAUAGAACAGGAUCCUCCAGAUUCUCUUAUUAAACUUAACUCAGUAGCAGAGAAGGAGGAAGGAUGGAUUCAGUUGGUUCGUGCUUUUGUUCACGUGAUACCAGUCUCAGACCCACUUGGACCAGCAGUCAUGUCCUUACUUCUAGACGAUUGUCCUCUACCUACAAGAGAUGCCGCGUUACAGUGCCUGGAGUUAGUAGAUUCUCUACCAUUAGAAGAUAACACUAAACAACAUAGGAACAUAAUGAUAGUGCUGGGUUGUAUUGCAGAGAAGCUGGCAGGACCAAACAGUGUUGCUCUUCUUACAGACAAGAUUCUUCAGUAUCUAAUCAGGAACCUGAGUGUAGAGAACCCUCCCUCCCUAAUUCUGUUCUCAUUGAUCGCUAUAGAGAAGUUUACUCAGACACGUGAAAAUAAAUCUAAAAUAAGGAACAGAUUUUCAACUUUCGUCGGAGACGAGAACCCCUUGCUUCAGCUGGAGAAGUUCGUGAACACCGAGGAGGAUUAUGUACUCCGACAAGUUGGAUUCUGUGCACAGUGGUGCCUGGAUAAUCUACUUCCGGUGGAAAACCGGAAGUACUCGUAUAACUGCGUAGAUACUUCCAAUAUCAACAUGAUGCUUAACUCAAACGAUGUUAGUGAGUAUCUGAAGCUAGGGCCUACUGGACUUGAAGCGCGUUGUGAUGCCUCCAGCUUUGAAUCAGUUCGUGGAACAGGACAAGCAGAUGCAGGUUGCUGGUACUAUGAGGUUCUUAUAAUCACUAGUGGUGUCAUGCAAAUAGGUUGGGCAACCAAGAACAGCAAGUUCUUGAACCAUGAAGGAUACGGGAUAGGAGACGACGAGUACAGCUUAGCAUACGACGGGUGUCGGCAGCUGAUGUGGUAUAACGCAGUAUCUGAGACCCUGAGCAGUUUACCCCGCUGGAAACAAGGAGAUAUUGUCGGCUGCUAUCUAAAUAUUGAGGACGAGAAAGUCAUCUUCUCUCUGAAUGGUGAUUCCCUCCCUCCCUUCAAUCACCUCUUUAAAACAGCCAAAUUUGGAAUAUUUCCGGCCGCUAGUUUCAUGUCCUUCCAGCAAUGUGAAUUCAACUUCGGAGCUAAACCUUUCAAGUUUCCUCCUUCCUCAUCCUACUCAUCCUUUAAUCAGGAGAUGAGUUUAACUGACGAUGAGAAGAUUAUUCUCCCCCGACCCUUGAGGCUAGCGAUACUUCAGAAAACCAGUAUCAAGGAGGAUGCAUGUACAUUAUGCUUUGAUAGCAGAGCAAACAUAUACUUCCUACCCUGCAAACAUAGAGGGUUUUGUGAAGGCUGUGCUCUACAGUUACAGAUCUGUCCAAUGUGUCGGAGUGAGAUUGAAUCCCUGAAGCAUACAAUAGAGGACGGAGAUAAUUCCAACACCGAGGUGGACGGACUCCGUGUCAAUAAACAGGACGGGUUGGGUGUAAAAAAGCAUCUGGAGGAGGAGGAGGAUACCUGGAGCUCAACCGACCAGUCAAUAUUCAAGUCUAUCAACUUAUCAAAAUCCGAGAAUUCCGCGUUCAAUUCUAUACUCAAGGAAAAUUUGACUUUGGAGAAUGAUUCUUUUCGUUCCUGUGAUAAAAUGGAAACAAGUGAAUAUAAGGUUACUCAAGAGGAAUCUUAAAUCAUGUUUGUUUACAACAUUAACUUUCUUCUGUAGGGGCAAGUAAACCUUUUCACCUCAUUUUGAUUUUUUUAAAUUUUAAAAAUCUAAACUUUGAAUAUAUAAUAAAUUAUUUUUAUUGUACCCCUGCAGCGAGUAGUUUUUGUCACUGUUAUUGUAUUCUUUCUGAAACCAUGGAUUAAAAUGCUCAACUUCAAUAUAUCGUUUAAAUAUACUUAGGCAAACAAAAAGUAUAACAUGUUACAAUAAUACAUAACAUAACUGUAUCCUUUGAAUUCGCUUGCGUUCAAAUCAGCUUUCCUUUUUAAUUUUAAAACCGACAUUUAUUCAUUGUGAAGGCUAUACAGUACGCAAUAUCUAGAUGUGUUCAUAAGUUUUAAUCCAGCUAGGUUUUUAGAACAGGAAAAUCAUACUCAUGAAACGGGCCAAGGAGCCGUUCGCAAGUUAGUUGUGAGUAAUUAUUUACUAAGAUACUGAAAUGCUUCUUAUUUGAAAAAACUCUCAAUUUUAUGUUUUGAUCCUAUUAUAUUUAAAGAAUAUAUUAUCAUAUAAAAAAAUUAAUAAGAGUAAGUCUGUCGUUUGGUCUUAUCCCCCCCCCUUGUUACAUCCUUCCUAAAUUAUUGUCCGAAACCCUGGUGAAUCGUUGAAUUUUGUUGUAUACGCAAACGCUGAGAUUCACUGGCUAAACAAAGAUAAAUAAAAGAUAAGAUACAAGUUAAGAGAUAAAUUUCUUUAAAUCUAAAUGUAGCACAGUGAUGGAAAAUUAUAUAUUUCAUUAAUUUGUGAUAUUUUCGUUACUGUGAAAUAACAUUUUAGACCAA
Messenger RNA from Eurytemora carolleeae, 2721 nucleotides. Its product is annotated as RING finger and SPRY domain-containing protein 1. The record is from RefSeq and is a predicted model, not a curated record. The coding region runs from base 71 to 1900 and encodes 609 amino acids. The transcript is spliced from 15 exons. Gene Ontology annotation, molecular function: ubiquitin-protein transferase activity; protein binding. Gene Ontology annotation, cellular component: cytoplasm. NCBI's taxonomy places the organism in Eukaryota, Metazoa, Arthropoda, Copepoda, Calanoida, Temoridae.